CUGACCCCCCUUUUUUUCAAAAACAUUUGAAUCAAUGUAAGAAGAUCUGUAAUCUGUAUAAUGCAGAUAUAAAUAGGAAACGUACUCAAAUUUGUUUUAAAUUUUUAGCAGCUGGUGAUGUAAAUACAUUCAGUGUGUAUUUCUGAGUUUGUACAUUAUUAUAUAUUUCUUGUUAAUUUUGUAGAUGGAGAUACACUAUUGAUGUGCCUUCUUCUUUCCGACUCCUACAAAAUAAACAUGAAAGAAGGAAACUGGAUGACCAAAUAUAAUGCUGUUGCCAAAUGUCUUAACUCAAAGGAAAUCAAAAAGCCAUCUGUCAAUACACAUUUAGAAAAUUACAAACCAGUUCUGAAACUCAAUGAAUCAGAGAUCAGUUUUUCCUCUGAGGUCUUCAAAAACAUUAGUUUCCUUAAAUUUUCAAAGAGUUUUGAGUUUAACUUUACCGAUAUUUUCUUAAGUUGGGCAAAAAAAGAAAACAUCGCCGAAUACUGUAGAUCCUGGAAUUAUCGGAGAGGAGAGGAUGAAGUUUGCUGUUGGUUGCUGCCAGAAAAAAAUGAGGAGUUUUUAGAAAAACUUGGAGAAGAUAUUUUCAUGCACCAAACAAUGGGGGACCAGUCAUUUAAUGAAGCCGUAUUUAGAAAACUUGGAAUACCAAUGCAGAUUAUACUAAGGGGAGACAAAUCAGUGACGAACUUCAUUGAGAAUUUAAAGAAAGGGGAGAACAACCAUGUAUCAUGCCUCUGGGAUGAUAAUAGGGUGUGCUGGUAGUGGUAAAACCACAUUGUUAGAGAGACUGAAGGGCAUUGACCUGGAGAAAAUAAAGAAAAAAAUCAGGUCAACUAGAGGAGUCGAUAUCCACACAGAUGUGUUUGAUGUGAAAGAAAGCAUCCAAGCAAAUUCUUCACGCCAACAGCAACACUUUAAACUUCGACUUGAUAAAAAAGAUAUGAAUCAGAGUGUUCCUGAAUCUCAUUCAGAAAAUGCAGCCGAUGAUGAGGAAACGCAGGAAAAGAUGAAACCAGUUGAAGAAGAUGGCAGUACGACUGAAGCAUCAAGCAGUGGACAGAUAUCACAUGGUAAUAUCGACAUUAACCCUACCUCAUCCCAUGAACCACAGGGUGCCACAUCACCAGAAAAAGUAUCAGAAUUUAUGAAUGAAAGAAAAGAUAUUCGUCAUAGUCCAGAAAUUUCUGGAAAUUUACAGAUAGGUGCAGAAGAUAUUUCAGAAGAUCCAGAUAAAAAAAUAACCAUGACUGACUUUGCAGGGCAGUGUUCAUAUUAUGCCUCACACCAGAUUUUUCUGAGUCCUCGAGCGUUCUUCAUUCUGGUGCUGAAUAUGGAGAAGAAGUUUGAUGAUAAGGUUGGAGAAGAAGUUUGUUGUCAGGAAGGCUCCGUUUAUGGGGGAUGGACACACAGAG
This is a messenger RNA of Saccostrea cuccullata (small rock oyster), 1418 nucleotides long. RefSeq lists its product as uncharacterized. The annotation marks the transcript as partial. The transcript is spliced from 3 exons. The record is from RefSeq and is a predicted model, not a curated record. Lineage: Eukaryota; Metazoa; Mollusca; Bivalvia; Ostreida; Ostreidae.